This is a messenger RNA of Tremella mesenterica DSM 1558, 672 nucleotides long. RefSeq lists its product as uncharacterized. Lineage: Eukaryota; Fungi; Basidiomycota; Tremellomycetes; Tremellales; Tremellaceae. The record is from RefSeq and is a predicted model, not a curated record. Bases 1 to 672 code for a protein of 223 amino acids. The transcript has 5 exons.
AUGGCUUCACCUGCUAUACCAGACUUUCUACCGUCACCCGAGACGUCCUAUACCCGGGGUAACAGGAGUAUAUCGCAGGAUGUUUCGGAUGAACAAUGGCAACAACUUGCAAACGUGGUUAGAGACGUAGGCCCCAUGUUGAAUCCCGAUGUGGAAUUAGGGGAUAUAGCCGCCGCUGAGGCCGCCGUCCGUGUCAAGGAUAACGAACAAGCACAGGUGGUCGAUCAACUACGAACAGAUCUAAAAGCUUUGAGCCGUCAAUAUAACGCUGCUCAGCAAGCAGCACAACGACCUAGCUCUGCACCUUCAGCAGCCGAACACGACGCCCAAGUCCGGACGUUGGAACAACAGCAAUACGCCACUGUCAAACAGUUAAACGAGGAACAAGCCAGUGUAGCAAAGAAGGAGACGGAGUUGAGUAAAUGGAAAGCAGAGAAGGAAACGGUGGGGAAUAUCAAAAUUGGUGAGGAUGAUUGGGUAGAUGGGAAGAUUAUCCGACUGAAGCUGUUCUCCGACGCCGGCUUCUCAUUGCUUCCUUCCAAAGAGAACGGUGGAGCCAGCAAGGUGCUGAUAAGAAACGAUGUCAAGAGCGACGUGCACUCUGUCUCUAUCGACAAGAACCGGUCAAGAGUGUUCAACGCCAACAUGAUUUGGAGCUUGGCGAGCGAGUAG